AUGUCGUAUACUCUUUAUGAGGGCUUUGUUCUCCAAACAAAGCGGGCUUUAACUACUCUUUCAAAUAUUCUUCACAAAGCCGAGGAACAGCCGAACGCCUCCAGUUUUCCAUCCUGCCGACUCCACGAUGACAUGAGAUCACUCAGUUUUCAAGUAUUCGCGGCAACCGCACAAGCAUCGCUAGCUCUGGCUAGGCUGACAGAUGAGCCAUUCCCAACCGAGGAUAGGGGCAAGGAUGUUGUCUUGACAUAUGCGGAACUGUACGCGCGCAUCGACAAAGUGCUCCAGGCCAUCGAUGCAGUUGACAAAGACUACAUCCUCGAAAAUUGCGAGGCUGUCAAGCCCACGCCUCUGGGACCAAAUAUGCAACCCUUAUCUGGGGUUGCAUACGCAUGCAUUAUGCAGGCUAAUAUCUUCUUUCAUGUCACUACUGCCUAUGGUAUCUUGCGCAAGGAAGGCGUGCCUUUGGGAAAGUUGGAUUAUCUUCUGCCUUUUGUGGCUUCCUAA
Molecule: messenger RNA, 507 nt
Organism: Penicillium vulpinum
Lineage: Eukaryota; Fungi; Ascomycota; Eurotiomycetes; Eurotiales; Aspergillaceae
Product: DUF1993 domain-containing protein
Exons: 1
Coding region: 1-507 (168 amino acids)
Source: RefSeq, a predicted model, not a curated record